Messenger RNA from Closterium sp. Naga37s-1, 2862 nucleotides. The record is from the annotation of a GenBank genome assembly. Lineage: Eukaryota; Viridiplantae; Streptophyta; Zygnematophyceae; Desmidiales; Closteriaceae.
AUGGAGCCUGGGGGUGCUGAGUCUGCUGGAGGUCCUACAGGUGCCUCGUCACGGCGGGAGCCUCUCUCUCCACCGCAGCUGCGCGAGUGGUUUGCUCGGCGCUGGAGCCUUCGGAGUGGCGCUGCUGGAGCUGGGGGGUCUGCCGCUGGAGGCCCUGGAGCUGGAGGUACUGGAGCUGCUAGAGCUGGAGGUACUGGAGCUGCUGGAGCUGGAGUUACUUCCGGCGUUGGAGCUGGAGCUGCUGGAGUUGCUGGAGCCACUGGUCCCGGAGGUGCUCGUACUGGAGGUACUGGAGCUGCUGGAGCUGGUGGUGCUGCGGGCGUGGGAGCCGGAGGUGCUGGAGCUGCUGGUCCUGGAGGUGCUGAAGGUGCUAGAGUCGCUGGACCCGGAGGUGCUCGUACUGGAGGUACUGGAGCUGCUGGAGCUGGUGGUGCUGCAGGAGUUGGAGCAGGAGGUGCUGGAGCUGCUGGAGCUGGAGGUGCUGCUGGAGCUGGAGCUGCUGGAGGUGCUGAAGCUGGUGGUACUGCAGGCCUUGGAGCUGGAGACCCUGGAGCUGGGGGUACUGGUGCUGUCGGUGCUGGUUCUGGAGGCGCUGCGUGGCUGCGGCCGUACUUCGUUCCACUGCUUCAGCAGGUUCUUGGUCUCCCGCCUUCUACUGGCCCUACUCCUCCCUUACGGUGUCCACCGCCUGACCAGUCGCAGUCGCAGUUACAGCCAGCCUCCCCACUGCCUGGUCCUUCUCCUUACACUGGGCCGACCGGAGGUCUUGCGGAGCGUCGUGAGCCUGAGUCUCGUCCUACGUCGCCUGUUCGCGCUGUUCGCACUGGUCGUCGUGUUCCACGUCCGCGUCCUCCUCCUGUCCCAGGCACGCACCACAUGGCACUUCGUCCUUCCUCUGUUCCACAGCGUGUCCCUCUGCCGUCUCCUCCUGCGUCCUCUCCUCCUGACGUUGCUGACCCGCCGUCAGACCUUGCUCGUGCUGCCAGUCCUACUGUCACACGUCUUCUAGCCACUGUUGUCACCGACCCUUCGUUUGAGUCCACUGCUGCGUCUGCCCUAGUUGCUGAGCUGGUUGAAUUUGCUGUCGCUUGUCGCCUUGAUUACGCUGCUAGUCUUGUUGCUGAGUCUGAGUCUGUCUGUCCUCCGUCCGUCGGGGGUGAGUGUGCUCUUGGCACGGACGUCCUUGAGGACAGGCAGGAGGACUUUGAGUGUUUUGCAGGUGCUUUACCUCAUCUCGUGUCCAUGCUGAUUGCACCUGAGGGAGACCCGGAUGCACCAGACAUCCCGACCCCGCGCUCUUACGCAGAGGCGAUUGAGGGUCCCUACUCCUCUCACUGGCAGAUAGCCAUGGACGCAGAGAUGGCUUCCUGGAAGUCCACAGGCACCUACGUCGACGAGGUUCCCCCACCUGGGGCGAACAUCGUCAGUGGCAUGUGGAUUUUCAGGGUGAAGCGGCCGCCGGGUUCUCCGCCUGUCUUCAAGGCGCGUUACGUUGCUCGAGGCUUCAGUCAGCGACAGGGAGUUGACUUCUUUCAGACCUUCUCCCCUACCUCGAAGAUGACCACUCUUCGGGUGCUGCUGCACGUUGCCACACAGCGUGACUACGAGCUUCACUCUCUUGACUUCAGCACAACCUUCCUACAGGGCAGCCUGCACGAGGAGAUCUGGCUGCGCCGCCCACCUGGCUUCACUGGGUCGUUUCCUGCAGGUGCCCAGUGGAGCCUCCGGCGGCCAGUCUACGGUCUCCGCCAGGCGCCUCGCGAGUGGCACGACACACUGAGGACGACUCUUGCGGCUCUUGGGUUUGCUCCUUCUACUGCUGACCCGUCGCUGUUUCUACGCACCGACACUUCGCUGCCGCCGUUCUACAUCCUCGUGUACGUCGACGACUUGGUCUUUGCCACUGCUGACACUGAGGGACUGGCCCUAGUGAAGUCAGAGCUGCAGAAGAGACACACGUGCACAGACCUGGGUGAGCUGCGCAGCUAUCUUGGCUUGCAGAUCACCCGGGACAGAGCACAGCGCACCAUUACCUUGACUCAGUCACACAUGGUGCAGCAGGUCCUUCAGCGCUUCCGCUUCACGUACUCCUCGCCACAGUCCACUCCUCUGCCUACCGGUCACUCGCUCUCAGCUCUGCCUUCGGAUGAGUCCGUAGAGCCGAGUGGCCCGUAUCCAGAGCUUGUGGGCUGCCUCAUGUACCUGAUGACCUGCACUCGACCUGACCUUGCUUACCCUCUUAGCAUCCUGGCUCGCUACGUUGCGCCCGGGAGACACCGGCCAGAGCACUGGGAGGCCGCUAAGAGGGUGAUGCGCUACUUGUGCAGUACGUCGGGCAUGGGGCUCGUGCUUGGAGGACGGGCUCGAGUUGUCCUCACUGGUCACGCAGACGCUUCUUGGGUUGACGACUUGGCUACGCAGCGGUCGUCACAGGGUUACUCCUUCAGCCUUGGCUCCGGCUCUGUUUCUUGGCGGUCUACCCGCUCGUCUUCUGUUCUCAGUUCCAGUUGUGAGGCUGAGAUCUACGCAGGGGCCAUGGCUGCACUGGAGUUACGCUGGCUCACCUACCUGCUGACCGACUUGGGAGAGCCGCCUCGUUCUCCUCCAGUUCUGUACGUCGACAACAAGGCCAUGAUUGCCUUGUGUCAGGAGCACAGACUGGAGCACAGAACGAAGCACAUCGCUCUGCGCUACUUCCUUGCUCGAGAGUUGCAGCAGCGUGGUCAGUUUCGUCUUGCUUACGUGGCCUCUCGGGCCAACACUGCUGAUAUCUUCACCAAGGCCCUUCAGCCUUGUGAUCAUCAGCGUUUCUGUACUGUUCUAGGCCUUGUGCCUACUUGGCCUCACUUGCUCACUUCUUGA